Periconia digitata is the source of this 1532-nucleotide messenger RNA. NCBI's taxonomy places the organism in Eukaryota, Fungi, Ascomycota, Dothideomycetes, Pleosporales, Periconiaceae. The record is from the annotation of a GenBank genome assembly.
CUUCCCAGCUCCCAUUCCUGUCGUCGACUCAUUCCAUCAGAACCGCCAUUAGCGACCAGCUCCUCUCGUCUCCCUAAGAAAGUGCAGGGCAGAUUCAAUCCCGGGAGUGUGCCAGCCCUACCCUACUCUACUACCCGCUGGCUGCAUCAUUGCGGCGUAGAAGCAAGAGAAAGCAAAACGGCAAACCAAUUAGCAUCACGAGACGCCUUGUUGGCUUCUCCCGACAGUAGGGAUCGACACCCACGCCAUCCCCCACCCCGUUCCUCCCAUACCUCUGGGUCUACGUCUGCGUUUGUAUUUUGGACCCCACAUUUGUCCAUCUGCUUACAACUUGACGCGGGGGAUCCAAGCAUUGGAGCUUGUCAGGGGAGGUUCCUUGUAUCAUGUCGAAGAUGAUACCAGAGGAUGAUGAGAGUAUUGCUGUGGACCUAUCAUACUCACAAUACCAAGAUUACGACGACGAUGACGACUCGCAAUCAUACACCUCCGGCCUUUCGAUAGGAAGCAGUGUAACACGCUACCGCUACGAAAACGGACGACGCUAUCAUGCCUACCGCGAAGGCUCCUAUUACGCCCCCAACGACGAAACCUACUCCAACUACGAGACUAUUGUGCAUCAUCUGUGGCUGCUCACGCUCGAUGACCGGCUGUUCCUCGCGCCUAUAGGCGGUGGUGAGGAUGGUCAACCUGGACCGGAGAGGAUCUUGGAUGUUGGGACGGGGACGGGGCUGUGGGCUGUCGACAUGGCCGACUACUUCCCUUCCGCCGAAAUCAUCGCCACCGACCUCUCCCCAACGCAAUCCACGUCGGCCCCACCAAAUAUCCGCUUCGAAGUCGACGACGCGUGCGCAGAAUGGACAUACCCGCUAUCCAGCUUCGACUUCAUCCACAUCCGCGGGCUGACAGGCUGCAUCCGCGACUGGCCGUACCUGUACUCGCAAGCCUACGCGCACCUCAAACCGCACGGCUACAUUGAGCACCUCGAGUUCUCCAUCUCCACCUCGGCGAACCCGGACCCGGAGACGUCGACGCACGCGGAGAAGCUGCUGACGUCGUUUUCGAGCUCGAUUCUGAGGGCUGGGGAUACCUAUACGGGCAUGACGUUUCGCACUAUUUCGCUCAUGAAGCCUUUGCUUGUCGAGGCCGGGUUUAGAGAUGUUGUUGAGCAUCGCUAUGUUUGGCCUAUUGGCCCGUGGCCUAAAGAUCCCAAGUUGAAGGAGAUUGGAAGGUGGGGGGAGCGCAACUGGCUGGAUGGGUUUGAGGGGUGGGUCAUGGCGAUUUAUACCCGCAUUUUGGGGUGGAAGUAUGAGGAGGUUAAGAAGUUUGUCGAGGAGGUAAGGGCGGUCGUGAAGGAUAGGGGCAAUACUUUUUGGCAUGAGGUUAGGGUCGUUUAUGGGAGGAAGCCUGGGGAUAAUGAGAAGGAGAAGGAGGAGGAAGUGUUGAAUCAUGGUGAAGGUAAUGGUGGUGACGGAGCGGUGAUGGAUGGACAACAGGAAACUGGUGCUGCAAAUCACGAAGAAAUGAAAGUGUAA